AUGGAAAUACAUGGAAAUGUACAGUAUCUGGAUCGAGUAUUAUCGGUGGUGACGAUAAGAGACUUUGGUACAAAUGUAAGGCAUAAAUUACCUGUAAAAGUAAAUUACACGGGGCCCACUAACGACAUUGGGACAUAUAAGCAACCGCGACCUAUAACUGCAGCUAUAACCAUAACUGAAAAGCCAAAAGACAUUAGCACAAGUCCAUCUGAAUUAACAAUGACUAACAGGUUGUUAUUGCGACACUUCUUACGCAAUCCAACUCUAACAAAUGAAUUGAGUUUAAGGAGUCACUUUCCCUAUUUACUUUAUCCUUAUUUGCAUCGGCACCUCGACAAUCAAAAACGUGGUCUACCUACUAAAGGCGAUGGAACGAUCGGAUUAGCUGAUUACAAAGAAAUCAAAGAAUUGCCUUAUAAACCUGAAAAAAUAUUAAUAGAUGUGAGAGAACCCGAAGAGAUAUUUUCAACCGGCAGAAUACCUACCAGCGUCAACAUACCGCUGAACAAAUUGUUUAAAGCAUUAGCAAGAAAUUCGGAUAAAGAUGAAUUUCGGAAAAAGUAUGCUCGUGAAAAACCGGACUUUAAUAGCUUUUUAAUUUUUCAUUGUGUAGAGGGAAGGAGGGCUCAAAAGGCCGCCGAACAGGCAAUAAGAAUCGGUUAUAAGAAUGUGAAAUUAUAUAAAGGAUCCUGGAAUGACUGGAUAAAACAAGAAUGCUUCAAAUAA
This is a messenger RNA of Glossina fuscipes, 726 nucleotides long. RefSeq lists its product as uncharacterized. Lineage: Eukaryota; Metazoa; Arthropoda; Insecta; Diptera; Glossinidae. Gene Ontology annotation, molecular function: thiosulfate-cyanide sulfurtransferase activity. Bases 1 to 726 code for a protein of 241 amino acids. Gene Ontology annotation, cellular component: mitochondrion. The record is from RefSeq and is a predicted model, not a curated record. The transcript is spliced from 3 exons.